AUGAAGGUGAGCUAAUCAUAUGAAGUUCCUGACUCCUCUGCUGUAGAUCUGACAGGAUAUCCUCUCGUCUAUCCUCUGUUUCUUGCAGCAGAAGAUCGUGAUCAAGCUUCAGAUGAUGGACCUUAAGACCCGCAGCAAAGCAAUGAAAAUAGCCGUCGGUCUUCCAGGUAUCUGGCCCCCGCACGCUCCCUUCUUCUGUUCCUUCUUCUGUUCCUUCUUCUGUUCCUUCUUCCAUUUCUACGCUGAGGAUUCCGAGUUUAACGGGACUUGGUGUUCGUCGACGACCCAUAACAAGAUCAAAUUUUCCUGUCUUGUAGCCGUUGAGUCGGUGGCAACUGAAGGGGAGGACAAGGACCAGAUCAUCGUUAUCGGGGACGGGGUCGACUCCGUCGCACUCGUGAAGCGGCUGAGGAAGGCCAUGGGCAUGGCGAUCCUCGUCAGUGUCGCCGCCGUCGAGGACGAGGACAAGGACAAGGACAAGGGAAAGGUUGAGGAUCCUACGCCUGAGCCAUUACCUUGCGUCUACUACGUGAACGAACAAGGCUACUACCAGGAGCCCAACUGCAUAAUUAUGUAG
Messenger RNA from Spirodela intermedia, 577 nucleotides. NCBI's taxonomy places the organism in Eukaryota, Viridiplantae, Streptophyta, Magnoliopsida, Alismatales, Araceae. The record is from the annotation of a GenBank genome assembly.